Callorhinus ursinus (northern fur seal) is the source of this 759-nucleotide messenger RNA. The record is from RefSeq and is a predicted model, not a curated record. NCBI's taxonomy places the organism in Eukaryota, Metazoa, Chordata, Mammalia, Carnivora, Otariidae.
AUGGCGGAUGACGCCGGUGCUGCAGGAGGCCCUGGAAUGGGAGACCGCGGCGGCUUCGGCAGUGGCAUUCUGGGCCAUUGUGGCGGCCGUGGUGGGGGCCGGGGUCAAGGCCGCGGAGCUUGCGGAUGCAAUGCCGAGGACAAGGAGUGGAUCCCCGUCACCAAGCUGGGCCGCCUGGUAAAGGACAUGAAAAUCAAGUCCCUGGAAGAGAUCUAUCUCUUCUCUCUGCCUAUCAAGGAAUCUGAGAUCAUUGAUUUCUUAUCCCUCAAGGACGAGGUUCUGAAGAUCAUGCCUGUGCAAAAGCAGACCCGUGCUGGCCAGCGGACCAGGUUCAAGGCGUUUGUUGCCAUCGGAGAUUACAACGGACACGUCGGCCUGGGUGUCAAGUGCUCCAAGGAGGUCGCCGCUGCCAUCCGUGGGGCCAUCAUCCUGGCCAAGCUUUCCAUCGUCCCCGUGAGGCGAGGCUACUGGGGGAACAAGAUCGGCAAGCCCCACACCGUCCCAUGCAAGGUGCCUGGCCCCUGUGGCUCUGUGCUGGUGCAUGUCAUCCCCGCCCUCAGAAGCACUGGCAUUGUUUCAGCCCCUUUGCCCAAGAAGCUACUGAUGAUGGCUGGUAUCAACGACUGUCACACCUUGGCCAGAGGCUGCACUGCCACCCUGGGGAACUUCGCUAAGGCUACUUUUGCUGCCAUCUCCAAGAUCUACAGCUAUCGCACCCCUGACCUCUGGGAGGAGACGGUGUUCACCAAGUCUCCAUAA